Messenger RNA from Cantharellus anzutake, 753 nucleotides. RefSeq lists its product as uncharacterized. Lineage: Eukaryota; Fungi; Basidiomycota; Agaricomycetes; Cantharellales; Hydnaceae. The transcript has 10 exons. Gene Ontology annotation, molecular function: hydrolase activity, acting on carbon-nitrogen (but not peptide) bonds. Gene Ontology annotation, biological process: carbohydrate metabolic process. The record is from RefSeq and is a predicted model, not a curated record. Bases 1 to 753 code for a protein of 250 amino acids.
AUGAUCAAGGCCGUGUUCAAGUUCACCCUCCUGCUCUCUUUACUCGUGCAAGCGUCCCCCAUCCUUGAGGGGAGGGAGCCAGAGGAGCUCAACGAGAGGGAGCUCAAUGAGAGGGAGCUGAAAGAGUUUCAGGAGCGCGCACCCCUUGCUACCAUAUACAGCAGCUGCAAGAAUAAUAAGCAGGUCGCGCUUACGUUCGACGAUGGGCCAUAUAUCUAUGAGCACGGUAUCGUCGACUUGUUGAGUGCUGCUGGCGCAAAGGGCACUUUCUUCGUCAACGGAAACAAUUAUGAAUGCAUAUACAGCGCGGAUUCACGAGCUCGAGUGAAAUAUGCCUAUUCCAAGGGACACAUGAUCGGCUCACACACGUGGGCGCACUUGUCACUCCCUAGCUUGUCCUUCAGCAAGUUAACUUCUGAGAUGGCCAGAGUUGACCUUGCUCUUCAACGAAUUAUCGGCGUCACUCCCGCCUUUAUGAGACCUCCGUACGGUGACGUCAAUAAUCUCGUUCGUCAAGUUGCUCGACAGAGAAAUGAAAGUGUGGUAUUGUGGGACCUUGAUAGCGGAGACUCUCUUGGCGCUACUGUGCAACAGUCGAAGAACACCUAUCUGGGCGCUCUCGCCAGCCAUCCGAAGAACUUGCUGCCGUUGAACCAUGAGACGCUUCCCGGUACCGCUCAUCAAUUGGUGCCUUGGUUGAUCAAGUUGUUGCAGUCUAGGGGUAUAAACUCGUCACGGUGGCUCAAUGUUUGA